UAUCCAAAAAACAGGAGCGGGUACGGCGAGGAAGAUUCGUGGGCCGACGGGGCAGCUAUGGGUCGGAGGAGAGCGCCGGAGGCUGGGACCCUCGGUCGGGCUCUUAUCCGCCAGCAAGUUCAGCGCAGCCGUAGCCAUCGUCACACCGACUCCUGGUUGCACACAAGUGAACUCAAUGAUGGCUAUGAUUGGGGUCGUCUUAAUCUUCAGUCCGUGACUGAACAGAGCUCCCUGGAUGACUUCCUUGCCACUGCAGAACUUGCAGGAACAGAGUUUGUAGCUGAGAAGCUUAAUAUUAAAUUUGUACCUCCUGAGGCUAGAACUGGACUACUGUCUUUUGAGGAGAACCAGAGAAUUAAGAAACUCCAUGAAGAAAACAAACAGUUCUUGUGUAUCCCAAGGAGACCAAAGUGGGACCAAAAAACUAGCGCAGAAGAACUCAGACAGGCAGAGAAAGAUAGCUUUCUAGAAUGGAGACGUCAACUUGUCCGGUUGGAAGAGGAACAAAACCUGAUAUUGACUCCAUUUGAAAGAAAUUUGGAUUUUUGGCGCCAGCUCUGGAGGGUGAUUGAAAGAAGUGAUAUCGUGGUCCAGAUAGUAGAUGCUCGAAAUCCACUCCUAUUUAGGUGUGAGGAUUUGGAAUGUUAUGUGAAAACAAUUGAUGACAACAAGGAGAAUGUUAUUCUGAUAAAUAAGGCUGACUUGAUGACUACCGAGCAGCGGAGUGCCUGGGCCGAGUUCUUCGAAAAGGAAAAUGUGAAGGUCAUUUUCUGGUCGGCUUUGUCUGAAGCCAUUCAACUGAUUGAUGACUCUAAGGAAGAAGUAAACGGAGACAGUGGAGAAGCCAUCACAGCUGAGUUUGAAAACUCCAGUUGUGACGAAGCUGAAACUCUACACAAAGAGACUGAACAUCUUUCACUUAAUGAAGUUGCCAGGAGUGAUGAAGAUGACAGCGAGUAUGAGGACUGUCGGCAGGAGGAGGAGGAGGACUGGCAGACGUGCUCAGAAGAUGGCAGCAGCCCCGACGAGCAGGCGCGCGGCCAGGAUGGGAAGGAACGCUGUGCUGUGCGUUCUGAGGCGCAAGGAAGGAAAACCCCACAGAAGAGGCAGAUACAGAAUUUUAGCCACCUGGUAUCGAAGCAGGAAUUACUGGAGAUCUUUAAGCAGCUACACUCUGGAAAGAAGGUGAAGAAUGGACAACUUACUGUUGGACUGGUGGGCUACCCAAACGUUGGUAAGAGUUCGACAAUCAACACCAUCAUGGGCAACAAGAAGGUGUCUGUGUCUGCCACGCCCGGUCACACCAAGCAUUUUCAGACUCUCUAUGUGGAACCUGGCCUCUGCUUAUGUGACUGCCCAGGCCUGGUGAUGCCAUCCUUUGUCUCUACCAAAGCCGAGAUGAUUUGCAGCGGAAUCCUCCCGAUUGACCAGAUGAGAGAUCACCUCCCACCUAUAUCACUAAUUUGCCAGAAUAUUCCAAGACGUGUUUUAGAAGCUACAUACGGCAUUGACAUCAUAAGGCCUAGAGAAGAUGAAGAUCCCCAGCGACCUCCAACGUCAGAAGAACUGUUGACGGCUUAUGGAUGUAUGCGAGGAUUCAUGACAGCACAUGGACAGCCAGACCAACCUCGAUCUGCACGCUACAUCCUGAAGGAUUAUGUCAAUGGUAAACUCCUGUACUGUCAUCCUCCUCCUGGAAGAGAUCCUCUGACCUUUCAGUAUCAACACCAGCGACUCCUAGAGAAAAAAGCAAAUGGUGGGGAAAUAAAAAUGCAGCUGCGCAGAAAUAAAAAAGCAAAUCAGAUUGAAAAUGUAGUGGACAAAACUUUUUUCCAUCAGGAAAAUGUGAGAGCUUUGACCAAAGGAGUCCAGGCUGUGAUGGGCUACAAGCCUGGGAGUGGCCUGGUGACGGCAGCUACUGUGAGCUCUGAGACGGGGGCUGGGAAGCCCUGGAAAAAACAUGGCAACAGAAAUAAAAAAGAGAAAAGUCGUAGACUCUAUAAGCACCUGGAUACGUGAAUUUGGCCUGCAACAGAAGUAGCAUCUGCACUGUGCAUCUGUGGUGCGAUAGGGUGGACCCUGCCCUUGUGAUUCACACCCAACAGCUGAUAUGAAGACCGGGGGGCUCCUCAGAGCACCAACUCCAAUUAACAGGGUCAUCUUGGAGCCCCAGAAACCUGUUCCUGUAGGAGGCUGAAUCUGAGAUGAGGGAAUAAAUGAUGUAUGUUUAUUUGUGUAAACAUAUAUACAAAUGCAUAGUAAUUUGUAAACUGGGAAUUUUUUGAAGAAAUAUUAAAAUUAAAUUGCCACAUG
Molecule: messenger RNA, 2313 nt
Organism: Mesoplodon densirostris (Blainville's beaked whale)
Lineage: Eukaryota; Metazoa; Chordata; Mammalia; Artiodactyla; Ziphiidae
Gene: LSG1
Product: large 60S subunit nuclear export GTPase 1
Exons: 14
Coding region: 58-2019 (653 amino acids)
Biological process (GO): ribosomal subunit export from nucleus
Cellular component (GO): cytosol
Molecular function (GO): GTP binding; GTPase activity
Source: RefSeq, a predicted model, not a curated record